Molecule: messenger RNA, 2753 nt
Organism: Ornithorhynchus anatinus (platypus)
Lineage: Eukaryota; Metazoa; Chordata; Mammalia; Monotremata; Ornithorhynchidae
Gene: EBAG9
Product: estrogen receptor binding site associated antigen 9
Exons: 7
Coding region: 99-740 (213 amino acids)
Cellular component (GO): secretory granule
Source: RefSeq, a predicted model, not a curated record
GCGCGGGCCGGGGGGGAGGGGCGCGGGCGGCCGCGGCGGCGCUGACGGGAUCCUCCCUCCGCCGGCCCCAGGGGGAGGGGCAGGACCUGAUACUCACAAUGGCCAUAUCACAGUUCCGGCUAUUUAAAAUUUGCACUUGCCUUGCAGCUGUGCUCUCGUUCUUUAAGAGGUUAAUAUGCAGGUCUGGGAGAGGACGGAAGUUAAGCGGAGACCAAAUCACUUUGCCCACUGCUGUAGAUUAUUCAUCUGUUCCUAAACAGUCAGAAGUGGAAGAUUGGAGUUCCUGGGAUGAAGACGCACCCACCAGUGUGAAGAUUGAAGGUGGGAAUGGCAAUGUGGCAACACAGCAAAAUCCUCUGGAACAGCUGGAGCCUGACUACUUUAAAGACAUGACACCAACUAUAAGGAAAACACAAAAAAUUAUCAUUAAAAAGAGGGAGCCGUUAAACUUUGGAAUCCCAGAUGGCAAUGUGGGCUUUUCAAGUAGACUAGCAGCUACACAAGAUAUUCCUUUUAUUCACCAAUCUCCUGAACUAGGAGACUUGGAUACCUGGCAGGAAAAUACAAAUGCCUGGGAGGAAGAAGAGGAUGCUGCCUGGCAGGCGGAGGAAGUUCUGAGACAGCAGAAAAUGGCUGACCGAGAAAAAAGAGCAGCAGAACAACAAAGGAAGAAAAUGGAAAAAGAAGCACAGAGGUUAAUGAAGAAAGAACAGAACAAAAUUGGUGUGAAACUCUCAUAACAUUUGCUCUUCAAAUUUGACAGUGCCAGUCGGAGAGAAAUUUUGAGCUACGCAAUACAAACAUCAUUUGUAUUGAUUUGGAUAUUUUAAGAUCACAGACAUGCUGCUUGAUUUGAAUGCAUUUUUCAGACGAUCCAGGACACCAGAAUUCUCCCACAAAAUAUCUUGAACUGCUAAUAUUUGGAUUUAAAAAUAGCUGAUCCUUAUGAGACAAUAUUUUGUUCAGUUGCCCUGUUCCAACAUCCUUCAAAUAUCAGAAAAUGGAUUGCUGCAGAGAAAUUAUUACAAGACAUUCCGGUGUGUCAUCAAGUUUAAGGAAAAACAGUGUAAAAAAAUGUCUUAGUGGGAAGCAGACUCUGCUGUCUAUUAUGCUUACCUUAAGUGUGUGUAAAAAUAAAAUAAAUCCAUUUUAAAUAAUUCUUUGUUUAUAUGGUUAACUCUCCUAACCUAGUCCUGAAUCAUUGGACUUUUAACCUCUUUGUUACCUUUUUUCUUGAAAACCUGAUGAAGUGAACAUUUCUUCUUAUUUCAAGUGUAAUAGCUUUGUCUUUACAUUUAAUUUGUUACAGCAUUAAGAAACCUGAGGCUUUCAUUUUUAUUCAAGAAGGUGCCAUUGAAUGCAUAAGUUUUCUUGGUAGAAUAGCCAAAGGCUCUUUUACAUCAAAAAGAAUUAUCUUCAUUAGGACGGUGUUUUCAGCAAUACUACUUUAAGUGGAAAUUGAUGUUGCAUUUGUAGAGAUUAUUAUAAAGCAGAUGGAAUUGCAAUUGGAAAGAUUAUUGUAAAGCAGAUGCAAUUGUGGUAUUGGGAUUUUUAUAUCACUGUGACUUGUAGCUUUCAUUGAUUUUCAAAAGCUUAUCUUUUCACCCUUUUUAAAGGAGUAUAUUUGGUUACUUUAGCCAAAAAAGCCAUCUAAUUAACCUUAACAGAUGCAGAGAGCCUUAGAUUCUUAGAAUCAACUGUUUCUGUCACAAUGCAAGUGCUAUUGAAGCAUGACAUUUUAUUGAUUAAUUGAGAUAUAAAAUAAGCCAAGAUUGGGAUAAUUUAUCUUUAGUUUCCUUAGAAUAUAAAUAUUUUUUGGUAUGAUUUCAUUGUUGCUAAAAGAUGGUAAUCCCUGACUUAACUCAGUUAAUUUCUUCAUGACUAUAUCAUAUCCAUUGAUGAUCCCAAAUUUGGCAAAGAGAUUUGAGGGUACCCUCCAUCAAACCUGACUUCAUUCAGGAAUUUACAUCCAUGUAACCCAAGACUUAAACUUGAAAUUUUGAAUUUUUUUAUUUUCUCUUUUUCUAUUAAGGACUGUUGCAUGCUGUAAACUAUAUUUAGUUGGUCUGGUUGCCAGCAACUUAUUUUCACCAGUUCUUUCACCUGUCUCUAUCCCUGGAUUUUCCUGAAUUUAGUAAGGCAUUAUGAAGCAGGUGCCACAAAAGAAAGCUUUAUUUAAUUAGCUGUAGCACCUGAAACUUCAAAAUGGUUGUAUCUGACCCCUUUCUCUUAGCUAAUGGUUAUUAGUAGGGGUGGGAAUAAAGUAUUGCGGGAAAUGUGCAAACAUUUUUUAAUAAGUCUUCUAUUCAGUUUUUUAAAUUAAUUUCAAAGCAUGAUUUUUCUGGAUGACACUGUUCCAAUUCAUGCUAUUUUGCAAGCUGUAGCUGAUAAUCGGCUUAUUCUUAUUUCCUUCAAAUCAAAUAGUCAUUACAAAACUCAACUGUUUAUAUCAAUUGAUUGGGAGACGUUACACCCUGUCAGAUGGCCUAGAAAUCCACACCUGGUUUCUUUGUUUGGAAAGAUAUGUUAAUGUGCUGAUCCGAGUUAUUUCAGUUUGUGUAGCAAUCCUAACCAGUUGGGGAGCACCCUCUAUCCAUUCCUUCACCUGCCCUCUCCAGCCACUGAUUUGGCAGUUCUCCACUGCUGCCUUCUGCAUGAGAGAGGGCCGUACACUAGGUAUGUGUGUAUGUGUACAUAUAUUUAUAUUUAUAAAUACAUAUUACAUAUACAAUAAAAUUUGGUAGUGAAACUCA